AUGAAUGCUCGUGUUUUGGCAGGCUCUAAUGUUGUUUUGAUUCUCUGUGGUUCUUUUAAUCCUCCAACUUAUUUACAUCUUCGAAUGUUUGAAAGGGCAAAAGAUUUUCUUCAACAGGAAUGUAAAUGUAACGUCCUUGAUGGAAUUAUCAGCCCCGUUUCUGACCAUUUCAAAUCAAAAAAGCCUUCGCUAGCGCCAUCAAUUCAUCGUUUACGUAUGUCUCAAUUGGCUACAAGUUCUAGUGAUUGGAUUAGAGCAGAUGGCUGGGAAUGUCAAAGGAAAGAAGGAUGGACACGAACAUUGGAAGUUCUUAAAUAUCAUAAUAUGCAGAUGCUUAACAGAUAUUCAAAUCUCCAAAAACUUCGUUUAAUUCUUUUAUGUGGAGCUGAUUUAGUCGAUUCUUUCACUCGUAAAGACCCAACAAGUUCAACUGGAAGGCUUUGGAGUAUUGAACAUUUAAAACAAAUUUUAACUCAAUAUGGCCUCAUAAUUAUUGAAAGGCGUGGGGCAACAGCUAACAAAACAUUAAAAUCUGAGGACUUGGAAUUUUUACAUUCACUUUUGGAUAACGUGGCUAUAAUUGAAGAAGAUACUUUUCCUAAUGAAAUUAGCAGUACAAAAUUGAGGAUAGCUGCACGGGCUGGACGGUUUGGAUUUUUUUCUUUUUUGGUUCUUUCUUGGCGGAGAGUGGGGCCCUUUUUCUAUAUAAAUUAUGUAGAUAAUUUCCGCAAUUUUUGUGCUAAUUAG
Molecule: messenger RNA, 747 nt
Organism: Meloidogyne enterolobii
Lineage: Eukaryota; Metazoa; Nematoda; Chromadorea; Rhabditida; Meloidogynidae
Source: the annotation of a GenBank genome assembly